This is a messenger RNA of Saccharomyces eubayanus, 1674 nucleotides long. It is a transcript of the gene ELP3, whose product is annotated as Elongator subunit ELP3. NCBI's taxonomy places the organism in Eukaryota, Fungi, Ascomycota, Saccharomycetes, Saccharomycetales, Saccharomycetaceae. Gene Ontology annotation, biological process: tRNA wobble base 5-methoxycarbonylmethyl-2-thiouridinylation. The transcript has a single exon. Gene Ontology annotation, molecular function: iron-sulfur cluster binding; acyltransferase activity, transferring groups other than amino-acyl groups. The coding region runs from base 1 to 1674 and encodes 557 amino acids. Gene Ontology annotation, cellular component: cytoplasm; elongator holoenzyme complex; nucleus. The record is from RefSeq and is a predicted model, not a curated record.
AUGGCUCGUCAUGGUAAAGGUCCAAAAACUAACAAAAAAAAGCUGGCUCCUGAAAAGGAAAGAUUUAUACAAUGUUGUGCUGAUAUCACAUUAGAGUUAACAGACUCUUUAACCUCGGGAACAACCAGGGAGAUUAACUUGAACGGGUUGAUUACUAAAUAUUCGAAAAAGUACAAACUGAAGCAACAACCGAGGCUAACCGAUAUUAUCAACUCUAUCCCAGAUCAAUACAAGAAAUAUUUACUGCCUAAAUUGAAGGCUAAACCAGUUAGAACAGCAUCAGGUAUCGCUGUUGUGGCUGUUAUGUGUAAGCCACAUCGUUGUCCUCAUAUAGCAUACACAGGUAAUAUCUGUGUUUACUGUCCUGGUGGUCCAGACUCCGAUUUUGAGUACUCUACACAAUCUUAUACAGGCUAUGAACCAACUUCGAUGCGUGCCAUCAGGGCUCGUUACGAUCCUUACGAACAAGCACGUGGUAGAGUGGAACAGCUAAAACAGCUGGGACAUUCUAUCGAUAAGGUCGAAUACGUUCUCAUGGGUGGGACAUUCAUGUCUCUGCCAAAAGAGUACCGUGAAGAUUUUAUCGUUAAAUUGCAUAAUGCACUCUCUGGAUUCAAUGGUAAUGAUAUCGAUGAAGCUAUCCUAUAUUCGCAACAAAGUUUGACAAAGUGUGUGGGUAUAACCAUUGAAACCAGACCUGAUUACUGUACUCAAACACAUCUGGACGAUAUGUUAAAAUAUGGCUGUACUAGACUGGAGAUUGGUGUUCAGUCAUUAUACGAAGAUGUUGCUCGUGACACUAAUAGAGGGCAUACCGUUAAAUCCGUUUGUGAAACUUUCGCUGUUUCUAAAGAUGCUGGUUACAAAGUUGUUUCUCACAUGAUGCCAGAUCUGCCAAACGUUGGGAUGGAAAGAGAUAUUGAGCAAUUUAAGGAGUAUUUUGAGAAUCCAGAUUUCAGGACCGAUGGGUUGAAGAUUUAUCCAACUUUGGUUAUUAGAGGUACAGGUUUAUACGAACUUUGGAAAACAGGUAGGUACAAGUCAUACAGCGCCAAUGCUUUGGUAGAUUUGGUUGCUAGAAUUCUGGCAUUAGUGCCCCCAUGGACAAGAAUCUAUCGUGUUCAAAGAGAUAUCCCAAUGCCCUUAGUCACCUCUGGUGUUGAUAAUGGUAACUUGAGGGAAUUAGCGUUGGCUAGAAUGAAAGAUUUGGGUACCACCUGUAGAGACGUUCGUACUAGAGAAGUUGGUAUCCAAGAAGUGCAUCAUAAAGUUCAGCCAGACCAAGUAGAGCUAAUCAGAAGAGACUACUACGCGAAUGGUGGUUGGGAAACAUUCUUAUCAUACGAAGACCCAAAGAAGGAUAUAUUGAUUGGUUUGCUAAGAUUAAGAAAGGCUUCAAAGAAAUAUACGUAUAGAAAGGAAUUUACCUCGCAAAGAACUUCUAUCGUUAGAGAAUUGCAUGUUUAUGGUUCUGUGGUUCCACUACAUUCAAGGGAUCCGCGUAAGUUCCAGCAUCAAGGUUUUGGAACUUUAUUGAUGGAGGAAGCUGAAAGAAUUGCCAAAGAAGAGCAUGGCUCAGAGAAGAUUUCUGUUAUUUCUGGUGUUGGUGUUAGAAAUUACUACGGUAAGCUAGGUUAUGAAUUAGACGGUCCGUAUAUGUCUAAGAAGAUUUAA